Drosophila santomea is the source of this 1182-nucleotide messenger RNA. It is a transcript of the gene Gr93b, whose product is annotated as putative gustatory receptor 93b. The coding region runs from base 1 to 1182 and encodes 393 amino acids. Gene Ontology annotation, biological process: sensory perception of taste. NCBI's taxonomy places the organism in Eukaryota, Metazoa, Arthropoda, Insecta, Diptera, Drosophilidae. Gene Ontology annotation, cellular component: membrane. The transcript is spliced from 2 exons. The record is from RefSeq and is a predicted model, not a curated record.
AUGUCCGGGUUGUCAGUCAUGCCGCGAAUACUGCGCUGUUUGAAUGUUUCCAGGAUAUCUGCGCUGCUCCUUCGCAGUUGCUUUCUGUACGGAACUGUCUUUGGAGUGAUCACCUUUCGAGUUGAGCGACAGGAUGCCCAGUUGGUGGCCAUCAAUCGGAGGAGUUACCUGUGGAUCUGCCUGGUUAUUAGAGUUUUGGCGUGCUGCUUUUAUGGCUAUAGCUAUGAUCUAUGGUCUGCCCAAUACGAGGACAUGUAUCUACGGGCUUUCUUUGGCGUUCGAUUGAUCGGCUGUCUGAUCUGCAGUGGCAUUAUCCUGGUGAUGCAGUUUUGGUUCGGCAAGGAGCUGCUCACUCUGGUCAACCGUUUUCUUAAGCUUUUUCGGCGCAUGCGAACUUUGACAAAUUCGGAGAAGAAUCGAUUCGGUGAUAGGGCUGAAUUUCUUUUGAUGUUAUUUAAGGUACUUUCCUUACUUUUCGUAUUCAUGGCCUUUCGAUUAAUGGCCUCACCCUGGUUGCUGCUCACUUUGCUGAGUGAUUUCUACAUCUCUGUGAGCACGGGCAUGAUAAUACACUUGUGUUUUGUUGGCUAUCUCAGCAUUGGUGUCCUCUACAAGGACUUGAACAAUUACGUUGACUGCCAACUGAGGGCCCAAUUAAGAUCACUGAAUGGGCAGCAUAAUUCAUUGAAUUCGCAACCCACUCGAGUAGCUCUCUUGAAUUUAGACAAGUGUUUGUAUCUCUAUGAGGAGAUCCAUCAGGUGUCACGCACUUUCCAGCGACUGUUCGAUGUACCACUUUUUCUCAGCCUUGUACAAAGUCUGUUGGCCAUGUCCAUGGUUUCCUAUCAUGCCAUCCUGCGCAGCCAAUACAGUUUCAAUCUCUGGGGCUUGGUGAUCAAACUGCUCAUAGAUGUGGUGCUGCUGACCAUGUCCGUUCAUUCAGCGGUCAGUGGUUCGCGAUUGAUAAGGCGUUUGAGCUUCGAGAACUACUAUGUAACUGAGUGCCAGAGCUACCACCGAAAGUUGGAGCUCUUCCUGGGCCGCCUGCACCACCAGGAGCUGCGCGUGUUUCCUUUGGGCCUCUUUGAGGUCUCCAACGAACUGACCCUGUUCUUCCUGUCGGCCAUGGUGACCUAUCUGGUCUUUCUGGUACAGUACGGCAUGCAGUCGCAGCGAAUUUGA